UUGCAGAUAUGUUUGUAUACUUGUUAUGGCUGUCUCUGAUCAGUUUUGUGGAUCUCCAAAAAAAUAAAAUGUACACACUCUGCCAUUCACCAACCAUGGACAUACAUUACACACUAUGUGAUGAAAGGAGGCCACCCACUGUUCAUAUUGAGCCUUGAAAAGACAAUUUCAAUGUUUCAUUCACUUGGAUUCCAACAAUGAAUAUACACAGAUUAAUGCUUGAUAUUGAUUUCUGGCAUCAAUCAAUGAAAGUUUCCGAGACAAGAAUGGUCAUUUGCUCAGGAGAUCAUGAUGAGUAUGAUUUUCGUGGACAUCUAAAAGGAGAUGAAAGGAAUCCACCAAUUAUAUUAUUUGAACCAUGUGUCUACAGCAUUAAUGGAAAAUUCAGGACUUCAAUAUCAUGGAUACCAAAAAUGAAUUUACAUCGCUUAUCAGUUUCUGUUGACAUAUGGUAUGGACCCAUGACCGUUUCAGAAAGAAGAACGAUUCUUUGUUCAGGAGAGCAUGAUGAAUUUGACUUUUGUGGAACACUGAAAGGAGAAACAGUCCACACUUGGAUCGAAGGACGUUUUAAACAGUUCAAUUUUGCGAAGGGCACAUAUACAAUCAAUUUUAAUGCAUUCGCUGGUGAACAAGAAGAAUGUAUUUUCUGUGGUACAAUUAAUUUAACCAUCAAAGUCUGAAAUGGAAAAUAAAUAAGUAAAUAAAGAUUGCUUUAAAAUGA
Molecule: messenger RNA, 724 nt
Organism: Pelobates fuscus (common spadefoot toad)
Lineage: Eukaryota; Metazoa; Chordata; Amphibia; Anura; Pelobatidae
Product: lymphocyte antigen 96-like
Exons: 7
Coding region: 198-683 (161 amino acids)
Biological process (GO): positive regulation of lipopolysaccharide-mediated signaling pathway; cellular response to lipopolysaccharide; detection of lipopolysaccharide
Cellular component (GO): lipopolysaccharide receptor complex
Molecular function (GO): lipopolysaccharide binding; lipopolysaccharide immune receptor activity; Toll-like receptor 4 binding
Source: RefSeq, a predicted model, not a curated record